This is a messenger RNA of Pundamilia nyererei, 5617 nucleotides long. It is a transcript of the gene slka, whose product is annotated as STE20-like kinase a. Gene Ontology annotation, biological process: protein phosphorylation. The record is from RefSeq and is a predicted model, not a curated record. NCBI's taxonomy places the organism in Eukaryota, Metazoa, Chordata, Actinopteri, Cichliformes, Cichlidae. Gene Ontology annotation, molecular function: ATP binding; protein serine/threonine kinase activity. The transcript has 19 exons. The coding region runs from base 477 to 3950 and encodes 1157 amino acids.
UGCGAUAGCAGCUUGAUGCUAGUCCACUAACUUGUGUGUGGUCAGUCAACCUAAGCAUGAGGUCCGUUGACUGCGUUUUCGUGUUGGUAACGUUAUACGAUUAAAGAAAAUAUUCUGUCGAAAGUGAUGAUAUGGUAAAUAUUUUUUCCGCUUCGUUCAAUUUUGUUAGCUCAAAACGGAAACACGAGCCUCUGCGGAACAGCUAACUCUUCUCUGUAUCCCUCAUCUCCUCCGACAGCGUCCUGUGAAGGCUGCUAGCUAUGAUGUGACUGUGAUAUCCGCCGUCGAGGGAAGUUAUAAUUGACAUUAUCAUAGCUGAAUGGCUAAAGCACCGGUCUGCCUGGCUUAAUUUAACGCUUGAAUGCUCUCAUUUCGAUAGCCUUUUGAGCUCCGCGUCGGAGGGAACCGCUAUAGUUUCUUGGCGGAAAUAACCGAAGAGAGCGUACUCGCGGUGCUGUAGUUCACACCUAAAAAAGAUGUCCUUCUUCAAUUUUCGCAAGAUCUUCAAACUAGGGCCGGAUAAGAAAAAGAAGCAGUAUGAGCAUGUACACAGAGACGUCAAUCCUGAGGAGAUAUGGGAAAUUAUUGGGGAACUGGGAGAUGGAGCCUUUGGGAAAGUGUACAAGGCACAGAACAAGCAGAAUGGGACCCUGGCUGCUGCUAAGGUUAUCGACACAAAGACUGAGGAUGAACUGGAGGAUUACAUGGUUGAGAUUGACAUUCUGGCCUCCUGCAACCAUCAUCACAUUGUCAAACUGCUGGACGCUUUCUACUUUGAAAGCAAACUUUGGAUUCUGAUAGAGUUCUGUGCAGGCGGUGCUGUCGAUGCCAUCAUGCUGGAGUUGGAGAGACCCCUGACUGAGCCCCAGAUUCGUGUGGUGUGUAAGCAGACUUUGGAGGCCUUGGCUUACCUUCAUGAGAGCAAGAUCAUCCACAGAGACUUGAAAGCUGGGAAUAUUCUCCUGUCCCUGGAUGGAGAUGUAAAACUGGCUGACUUUGGUGUGUCUGCUAAAAAUACCAAGACAUUACAGAGAAGAGAUUCUUUCAUCGGCACUCCAUAUUGGAUGGCUCCAGAGGUGGUAAUGUGCGAAACUUCCAAAGACCGUCCAUACGACUACAAGGCUGACAUCUGGUCCCUUGGCGUAACGCUCAUAGAACUGGCACAGAUUGAACCGCCCAACCAUGAGAUGAAUCCCAUGAGAGUGCUACUGAAAAUAGCCAAGUCCGAGCCGCCCACACUCAUGAAUCCCUCUCGCUGGUCACCAGAAUUCAGCGACUUUCUGCGCAAAGCACUUGACAAGAAUGUGGACAAUAGGUGGAGUACAGUACAGCUUCUGCAGCAUCCUUUUGUCACCAGUGUAACUGACAGCAGACCUCUCAGAGAACUCAUAGCUGAACCCGGGCACAAGCGAGCACCUUCUGAUGUCAGUGUGGCCAGCUCAGAAGAUGACAAAGUUCCAUCAACUCCCUCCACUCUUGAGGCUGUUAAAGAAAAGAUGGAAGUUGAGCCUGCUGAGGACCAGACUAGUGAUAAGUUAUCUGAUGAAGGACUUGGAACAAGUGAGGUAGACAAGACUGAGGAGGAGAAAUUAAAUGAGGUGUCUGAUGCCAGUAAUGAAGACCUGGCAUCUGGACUAGUAGAGCCCAGCAAAGAUGUCAUCUCACAUGACUCCACAGAGCCUAAACCAGAAGAGAGUCAAGGUGAAGAGACGUCUGCUGAGCAAGUAGUUUCACAGCCAGAAGAACCUGUAAAUACAACAGACAACCAAGAACUUGUCACAGAAACAGAGGAGGAACAGAAGGAGACAGAAGAAAGGAUAAUGGGUGAUGAAACUACCCAGGUAAUGGAGGAAGAAAAAGAGCCAGAGCAGGGGAAGCAAGAGAAAGAAAAAGAAGCUGGUAAAGAAGAAUCCAGAGAAUCACAAGCAGAACCUGAAGAUGCAGAAAAAACAGAAUCCAUUCCAAGAGAUGAGCCAGAGGUAGAAAAAGAAAGCAAAGAAUCCGAGGAGGAAACGACUGAACCCAAACUAACAGAGAACACAAUGGAAGCCAUGGCUAAUGGCACAGAUGAAAAUGUAAACAUUGAGAAUAUGGAAUCAGAUGGAAGACACACGUUUAUAAAUGAAGACACAAAAUUAAGUGUGGAUGAGUCAUCUGCUGAGCCUAUAGAAACAAAACCAGAAGAGAAGCCUAUGGAUGAGGCCCAUGAGGAGUCACAGCAGCCUGAACAAGAGAGCCAGAUCACAGAGGAAGCUGAGCUAAAGGAACAAGUACCAACUGAGUCUACAAAUGGCAUCUGUGAUGAAGUUAAAGACACCCCUGAGGAUUCAGUGGUCCCACCUAAAGAUUCCUGUGUGAACGAAGAAGAAGAGAAAGCAACCCACGCAGAUGAGAGCACUUCCCAAGAUGCUGUCUCUGUCCAAGAGAGCGAAACGGAUUCAGAAGCCAAGAUGGAGCAAGGAAGCCCUGCUGUGAUCAGGCCAGAUGUGGAGAAGGAUUCUGACUCUGGGAGCAGCUCUGCUGCUGAUAGCAACAGCCUCGACCUCAAUCUGUCUAUCUCCAGCUUCCUGUCUAAGAGCAAAGAAGGGGGCUCUGUGUCCUUGCAGGAGUCAAAACGACAGAAGAAGACUCUUAAAAAGACACGCAAGUUCAUGGUGGAUGGUGUGGAGGUUAGUGUGACAACGUCUAAGAUAGUGACUGAUAACGACACCAGGAAUGAGGAGAUGAGGUUCCUGAGGCGGCAGGAGUUGAGAGAGCUUCGCCUCCUCCAGAAAGAGGAGCAAAGGGCCCAGCAGGAGCUGAGCGACAAGCUGCAGCAGCAGCGAGAGCAGAUCUACAGGCGUUUUGAACAGGAAACUACUGCUAAAAAGCGUCAAUACGACCAAGAAGUGGAGAAUCUUGAGAAGAAGCAGAAACAGACCAUUGAGCGACUGGAACAGGAUCACACCAGCCGGCUCCGAGACGAAGCCAAACGGAUCAAAGCAGAUCAAGACAAGGAGCUCUCAAAGUUCCAAAACAUGCUGAAGAACCGCAAGAAAGAGGCAGUGGCCCAGGUUAUGAUACAGUCUUUUCAGUUGUCCUCAUGCGCACUCUUCAACGCUCAGAUGCAGGAUGAGCAAGAGUUCCUACAGAAGCAGCAGCAAGACUUGGAUGGAGCUCUAAAGAAAAUCAUCCAGCAGCAUAAAGUGGAGAUUGCCACGAUUGAGAGAGACUGCCUUAACCACAAACAGCAGUUUAUGAGAGCUCGAGAGGCAGCCAUGUGGGAGCUGGAGGAGCGCCAUCUGCAGGAAAAGCACCAACUGCUGAAGCAGCAGCUGAAAGACCAGUACUUCAUGCAGAGACACCAGCUGUUAAAAAGGCAUGAAAAGGAGAUGGAGCAAAUGCAGGGCUACAACCAGCGUCUGAUAGAGGAGCUGAAGAACAAACAGACUCAAGAGAGGGUGCGUCUGCCCAAGAUCCAACGGAGCGAGGCCAAGACCCGCAUGGCUAUGUUCAAGAAGAGUCUCCGCAUCACCGCCACAGCAUCCAUCACCGCAGAGCAGGAGAGAGAGCGGAUAAAACAGUUUGCUUUGCAGGAAGAAAAGAGACAAAAGGGCGAGAGAAUGCACCAACACCAGAAACAUGAGAACCAGAUGAGAGAUUUGCAGCUACAGUGUGACUCAAACAUCAGGGAGCUGCAGCAGCUGCAGAAUGAGAAAUGCCACCUUCUGAUUGAACAUGAGACCCAAAAGCUGAAGGAGCUGGAUGAGGAACACAGCCAAGAGAUCAAGGAGUGGAGAGAGAAGCUAAGACCAAGGAAGAAGGCGUUAGAGGAGGAGUUCACACGGAAGCUCCAGGAGCAGGAGGUCUUCUUCAAGAUGAGUGGUGAAUCUGAAUGCCUUAAUCCAACCACUCAGAGUCGAGUAUCCAAAUUUUAUCCCAUCCCAAACCUGAAUAACUCUGGCUUGUAGCCUAAUGUUCGUCCGUGCUGCAAAGCAGACUGCUGUCAAACUCUGCUCUCAAACUCGACUCCUCCAGAGUUUAAAAAGGAGUGGAGUUUGAAGGACGAGCCGAGGCGUCAUUUCUCUGACCGCUAACUGAAAAACGUGAACACGUUUCACUACUUAAGUUCCACCAUUCGCAAGCAUGACGUGCCUACACACCGUUCCAUUACUUAAUUGGGUUUCCUCAGCUUGCUGGGAAGACUCUAAAUGAAUGAUAUGCACUUGUUUUGAGCAUGUUCAGAUUUUUAAAAGUCUGCGGUUGGUAGCUGAGAUCAGUCAUGCUUUUCAGAUUAUUAUCGUUAAGCUCAGCUCUGCUACAAUAUGAAUAAUCUCCAGUGCCUCGUGUUCUUUUUUUCUCUGCGUUUAGGCCCUUCCCUGCAUUUUCUGCAGCUUGCAGUAAAUAAAUUCCCACCUGAAUGUUUUGCACUUAAAAAAACUGGUUAUCAAUUCUGCUCAUAAUCACAAGAUGUCAUGAGAUCAGUGUAAUCGAUUCACACAAGCUGGUUAUCAAAGACUGCUCUGAGAUUUAGUUUGGCUGCAUGUAGUAGUAGACCUUGCUGAAGGGCGACGGAGUCAAAAGACAACCAUGUAUAGAUGUAAGACUUUGUUAUGUCUGUGUAGUCUUCUGUGCACAGUGUCUGAUGUCUAACGGGAGUUAAAAUGUUGGGAUCGGGAGGCUGUGAGUUCAGAUGAAAAAUAAUGUACUGUGUUGUAGGUGUGUACCUAGAUAUGAGGUUUAAAUAAAUACUGUGCUUGCCAGAAGCAUUUCACCAUCUUAAGAGAUGAAUGAACAAAAAAUAUAUCUGUUGAUUUAGCACAUAAUUUGAUUUCAGUGCCGGUCAGCAAAACACAGAGGUGGCCUGUUGGGUUGGGGGUUUUUUUGGGUUGUUUUUUGGUUUUUUUUGACGUUAACUAAAUCAGUUCUCCCUUUGACUUUGAGCAGCAAUCUCACAAACUAAUGACGUCUUGUAAAGAAUAAUUACCGAAGGAAUGUAAAGCUUUUGAUUUGCACUGUAUUGCCACAUGAGCUAAAGAAAAAAAAAUAUGCAGUAGAAAAUUUUGCCUCACCAAAGCCUAAUCAAACUCCAAGCUGAAUUGUUUCAACAUAUUGUUUUCCUUUUAUUAAAAUUACUUUUAGCUUCUUCUUUUUUUUUUCUUUUCCUUUUUUUCAAAUAUGCCCUUAGUAUUUUACAGCCAUGCCUAAUCGAAGCCUGUAUUCCUGGUAUGCUGUAAUCGCUCUUCAUGGUGAACUUUUGCACUUGUUGAGAGCAGUCCUUUAACUGUACGAGUUUCAGUGUGUGAGGAGAUGCCCUCUGCUGCGUUUUACGAUAAAGUAUUGAUGGUUCACAACAAGAAAUUACUGUAGUUUCAUUUGCCACCGUAUAGCAUCGAUGCAUGUUAUAAUUUCUGUAUGCUUAUAUAUAAACAUUGAUUUGAUUUUUGUCAUAAAUGCUGGAUUUUUAUUGGAGUUUCUGGAGGCUGUCAUGUGAAUUACACCAUUCGACCAAUAGAUUUCAAAUAUUUUUUUAUUUUGUUAUGUUACAGCAUUUUAAUGUUUCAUUCUAUCACAAUGAAUAUUCUUUAGUAUAUGCAUUUUUUAUGUCAGAUGAAAUGUAUUUAAUGUGUCUUUAUAU